UAAUAAAAUAGCAAAAACAACUUAAUAUAUUACUUCUUUUCAGUAGCCAUUUAAAACAGAAUAUAAAAAUGACAGUUGAAAAAGUUUUAGGUUACUUCUUACAAUCAAAGUAUCCAAGUUCAAUGAAUUUCUGGAAAAUAUGUCAUGAGCCUUACAAAACAACAGCUCCAUUUCCUCAUAUAUUUAAUUCAAAAAUUAAUGUAAGAGGGUACAUAGGAAGUUCACACAGAACAGUUGGAACAGGUGUUGAAAGCAUUUCUGCAAUAUCAGGAUUUCAUAAUACUAAGAAUGCAUCUGACUCAAUAAAUGUUUUGUUGCAAUCGACAGAUAAAUCAAAAUUAAAAAAUUUUUCAUGCAAAGAGACAGGAGUAGAAUCUGAUGAUUUUGAAGAAGCCUUAGAAAAUUUAAAAGUUUUAGUUGAUUGUUAUAAAGACAGAUAACUGUUUAAAUAUCAAAUUAAUUUUGCUUUUAUAAAAUAUUUUAAAUUAAAAUAAGCGUAUACUUGUGACUUAUUAAAAAGAAAAAGAUAUUCUUUGAAAGCUGGUUAAAUAUUUUAAUAUUAAAACAUGAUUUAACAUUGCCUGUUAAUACAACAUUUUUAAUUUAAUAACAUUUGUUAUGGAUUUUUCACAAAAUAUUUUCUUGGAACUUGACAAAAUAUGAUCACACAUCCCAUAAUUUUGCACAAACUUCAAGGAAUAAAUCACAUAAUAUGAGAAAUUGUAAAAAUGUACAAUAUUUUAUUUUGUAAGAAUAUAUAAUUAAAAUGUAAAUAUUCAUUUUGUGCAUUUAAUAUAAAUCUUAUA
Molecule: messenger RNA, 806 nt
Organism: Centruroides sculpturatus (bark scorpion)
Lineage: Eukaryota; Metazoa; Arthropoda; Arachnida; Scorpiones; Buthidae
Product: protein misato homolog 1-like
Exons: 3
Coding region: 69-440 (123 amino acids)
Biological process (GO): mitochondrion distribution
Cellular component (GO): cytoplasm
Source: RefSeq, a predicted model, not a curated record